CGGAAGGACACAGCGGAGAAAACCCGCAGAGGCUUUUGUCAGGGUAUGUUCUCGCUUUAAGGGUACACAGCAGAUUAUUAGUGAACCUGUGAGUCUACGAUUUGUGCCAGCGUUUGUGUGCAGAGCAAACACGAUGUUGAAACUUGUAGUGAGCCUGGUUGUGGCCGUGUUUCUUACUAAGGUGGACUGCAGCUCCUUCCGGAUGAAGAGAGUCACUAACGCACAGAUCUUGGGUUUUGACUGGAAGAACUGUGGCCAGCCAGAUGAUCCAGCUGUGCUGAAGUCUCUAGUUCUGUCUCCAGACCCAAUCACCAUCCCAGGAGACCUGUCAGCCUGUACCUCUGGAUCCACAUCUGUCGAGCUGUUUGCUCCUCUGGCUGUCAAUGUGACUCUAGAGAAGGAGGUGGCCUCUGUCUGGAUUAAGAUCCCCUGUUUGGACGAAGUGGGCAGCUGCCACUAUAAGGACGUCUGUGACAUGCUGAACCAGCUAAUCCCGCCGGGCCAGGACUGCCCUGAGCCUCUGCAUACCUACGGACUGCCCUGCCACUGCCCCUUCAAAGCUGGCUCGUAUUCUCUGCCUCAGACGGACUUCUACCUGCCCUACAUUGAUCUGCCUUACUGGCUGACUAACGGGAACUACCGGGUUCAGGGAGUCCUGAGCUACCAGAGCAAAGAGCUGGGCUGCCUUACAGUCACUUUCUCCAUCCGAUCCCAGUAACACCAGCACUGACAGGUUUCUGUUUAUUGGCACAUAAAAGCAAUAGCAAACUGGGAAAUGAAAGCAGAAUUUGCACAAAGAUUUGAGAACAAUAAACGUCACAGGUAAACCUCAGAUAAACACAACAUGGCAAAUGGAAGCAUUUUAAACAAACUGCGAUACUGCAGCACAGCAGCUGUUGUUUAGGUCCCACAUUUUACUAACUGGAGAAUAAAAGCUCCUGUGGGAAAAAUAAUAAAAACAGACCCUUUUAAUCUUAAUCUAAAUAAACAGGACCAAUACACUAUUUUUGGCUCUAACUCUGUUUCUGUGCUGACACAAAAGGUUUUGGCGUUGUGAUUGAAAAUCGGGCCAGUUUAAGAUUAGUCUCAGCCAUGAAACAGCACGUAUGUCAUUUUUAUUCACAGUAACUGCUUCACUGUGCACGUUGCAGCAAGUAGUAGUGCCCUUUAAUAAGUGAACAGGAAAUAAUGAAGAGCUGGCGUUUUAACUGAGAUUCAGUAAGGAUGUCAGGUACUUUCUUUUAAAUAAGCUGGUUUUAACACUCCUGAAUCUCUUUUUGUAAUGAAAUGCUCUAAAAUGUUUUGAUAAUAAUACCAUUCCAGUCAAGAAUCUUUGUCAUUAUACAUAGCACCAUACAUUUUUUUCCGGCAGCUCUCGGCUUAAAAGACAGACGUAUUAUUCAUCUGUUUGUGAAGCUGAAGUAAUUUUUUAAGAGUGUUUUUCUCAACUAAAAGUUUUUCACUGUUGAGUGGAAGUUUAAUACAGUGUGACUAAUAGUAACCACAUUCUGGGAUAUUAUUUGAAUUAUUUCUUUAUUUUACUGAUUAAAAAAAACCUUCAUGUGCCUAAUUCGAUCUGUAGGAUGUGGAACUUUAGCUACAAGUUUCAAUAAAUGAACAAGAGAUGAAAAUAAAUCAUGAAGCAAGUCUGAGUGACUACAUUUAGUGAAUUCUAACCAUUGAGUUGUAUUUACAGAACAAACAAAGUUGUACCUUUUUAAAGUGGAUUUUAAGGAUAAAUUCAACAGCAAUGUGUCUGAAUCAGAGUUACAGAUAAUGUGGCAAUAAACUGAGUGUAAGCUGAAAUCUAGUGAUGGAGAAACCGAAGAUUUCUGAAACACUUAAUCAAUAUGAAGCAAUUGUGUUGAAAUGGUUUAGUGCAUUUGAUACAAUCAUAUAUGGCGCCAUCUGCUGGCCAACCCUCAACACAGCAGUUGCAUGGAACAUAAAGGGCAAGGUGCCAUGAAACUGUAAGGAUGCUAUGUUUGUUUUACAGUAAAGUUUCUAUGUGCAUCUUGAAAUUUUGAUUAUUUCUUUUAAAGACAUUAAUAAUCUCCUUCAGACUUUUUAUGAUACUGUAGUGGCAUCUGCUGUUUUUUUACGUUGUUGUGGGUUGGGAGGGAGGUAGCACGGACAGGGACAGAAAGAGACUAAACAAGCUGGUUAAGAAAGCUGGUUCUGUCCUG
Molecule: messenger RNA, 2186 nt
Organism: Monopterus albus (swamp eel)
Lineage: Eukaryota; Metazoa; Chordata; Actinopteri; Synbranchiformes; Synbranchidae
Gene: gm2a
Product: ganglioside GM2 activator
Exons: 4
Coding region: 134-718 (194 amino acids)
Biological process (GO): ganglioside catabolic process; lipid transport
Cellular component (GO): cytoplasmic side of plasma membrane
Molecular function (GO): lipid carrier activity; enzyme activator activity
Source: RefSeq, a predicted model, not a curated record